AUGAAGCUGAGGAGAAAAAAGAUAGUGUUGAAUCCCCUGAUGUUGUCAAACAAUCCAGGAGGAGCCGUUGUUCAUCAGCUGAAUAAAAAUGUGUUGAGAAUUUGCGAAGAGAAUUUCAAGACGAAAAUGGCUGAUGAUCUGCAUUCAAAUACCAUUUUGACAGGCGCAUUGGCGGAUGCCAUGAGAAUCAUGAAUAAUUCAUCAGACAAACUUCAGAAGAAUCAUCCAGGGAACAAGAUUAUGAUGCAGUCGGUGGAGCAUCUGAUUGAGCUGGAAAAAGAAGUGAGGAAAAUUCUAGCUUUACUUGGAUUGCUGUCUGAAGAACAUUCAAUUUCUGAGGUGUUGGAGCAGUUAAAAGACAAGGCAUUGAAAAGAGCAGAUCUGACUGAAGAAGAUGUUUUGCGCGAAAUUCAGGAAAGAGCCAAACAAAGGAAGAUGAGAAACUACGAAGCUGGUGAUGAAAUUAGGAAAAAAUUGGCCGCUCGGGGAAUCGGUUUGGGGGAUGAGGGGGACCAAACCAUUUGGACCCCAUGUGUGCCAACAUCAAUGCAACAACAAGAGUUCAAUUAG
Molecule: messenger RNA, 570 nt
Organism: Oldenlandia corymbosa var. corymbosa
Lineage: Eukaryota; Viridiplantae; Streptophyta; Magnoliopsida; Gentianales; Rubiaceae
Source: the annotation of a GenBank genome assembly